This is a messenger RNA of Drosophila novamexicana, 657 nucleotides long. RefSeq lists its product as uncharacterized. The coding region runs from base 1 to 657 and encodes 218 amino acids. The transcript has a single exon. The record is from RefSeq and is a predicted model, not a curated record. Lineage: Eukaryota; Metazoa; Arthropoda; Insecta; Diptera; Drosophilidae.
AUGUCGAAGGCCGCACGUAUGGAGCAGGAGAUACAGCUACUGCGCCAGGAGCUGGCCCUGAUGCGUUCGGAUCGCGAUGAGCUCUACCAGAAGCAUGCCAACCAUUUCCAGAUGUGCGACGGCGGCGGCGAAUGCGGCCAAGAAACUAAGAUUGAUAUUAAAAAGCUUGACAAAAAGGGUCAAACAAAUCAGGAGUUGUACAUUGCCUAUCUGGAGGAGCAGAUACAGAGAACGCGCUUAAAGUACAAAAAGCAAAUGGGCGAGGUCAAGUCGAGCGCCACCCAAUUGGAAACGCAACUGCAGAGCGUGCGCCAGGACAUGAGCUGCAUCAGCGCCAAGGCCCAGCUGGUGGACAGGCUGCAGAAAAAUAUAAAGGAACUCAAGUCCAGGCUGAAGCGCCGGGACAUGAUCAUAGCACGCUAUAAUGAGCAACACGCUGAGUUCUUGGGACUAAUUGAAAAUUUAGAGCAGAAGUCAAUGCCAGAACAGAAGGUCCCAAAGCCGUUCAUAAAUCUUCAAAAAUCGAAUGCUUUUGAGGUCGUUGGCUGUGACGGGGAGGAAGAGGAUUCGGAUAUUCGCUCCAGGUGCAAACCUGGAAAGAAACCAAACUUUUCCUGUCUAGGCACAGCACUCAGAAAGAAACUGAACCGCAAUUAA